GCGGCAGCGCUCGUGCGCGCCACACACGCCGGGCCGUCCCUUCCUGCCGAGUUCACGCGGACCGGAAGUCCCGGCGCGACGUGUGACUCCUCCGCGUGUGCACACGUCUACGCGGCGUUUCCUCCGCGAGUCAGCCCUCUGCACCGUGCAACUCCUCGUCGCACAGUGAUGCAAAUCUUUUCCUCGCGUGCCACGCUUCUUUAAAGACGAGAGAGAAUUGUGAUUACGUGCGGAUUUUGAAUCGGGAUCGACGUAACAUCCCCUUUGCACACGGGGGGUGCGAGAGCGAGGGUUUUACCGUGGGACAUGUGUGCCACGUGGGGCGAACAGGAGGAUCCACCUGCUGCUCCUAUAAAGUGGGAUUAAGCGAGCAGGCAGCACGACGGUGAGUGACGAAGCAGUAAUGCGAAGCUGCUCCGAAAUUGAGAAAUAUCAUUUAAUUCGAUCGAUUAAUCAAUUAAUGAUUUUACUUGUUGAUUAUUUUAUCGGUAAUUUGAUUGGACACUUCGUUAAUCUUCCACGAUUAUUCUUUAUAUGAGUAUCGUGAAACUUCAAACAAAAUCAUAAAGAUGCAAAAAGCGUAAAAGUAAAUAUGUACAAGUGAUUUGUGAAAAUUAUUCUAACAAAUAUCAAAUAUUGUUUGUGAAGGUAUUUGUUAUCCGUGAUAUUAAUAAUUGUCCGUUGCUACGAAUCACGAAUCGUCCGUGAGUUAUUUAUAAAAUGCUUUUCGAGUGACUAUGUGACAAUUUAUUAUAUUAUAUGAUAUUAUAGUAUUAAUCUUCAGAAAUGCGACGUUUUUAUUUGCCACAAACCAUUGCAAUAUUUAAAUUUUUUAAAAAUACUUGCCGUAUGACAUAUGCCAUCUUAUUUGUGGACAAUUGUCGACGCUAAUCUCGCGUAUACGAUCUCCGAACGUGUACACGCGUUCAAAGACUGCCUGACGAACAAAGACUCGAAGACGCCAAGCACGUCGCGUCGCCAGAAUCGUCGAGGACACUAUGACGUGUAAGAGGAGGGAGAAGACGAAUUUACCGUUGAUUUUUCUCGUAAUUUAUUGUAGGGCCGUGCUUUCCUCCUCUAUAACAAGCGGACAAAACGCGUGCUCGCAUUCUUCGCAGCUGUUCACACAACGAAUCGCGCACGCUGUCUCGCGCGACCAGAAAACCGCGACACAGAUACUUCUUUAUACUCGCUUUUAUGGUGACUUAGCAUCAGCACCGUAAAUUUAUGUGUUUACGACUCUUAUCUAUUACGGCUAUUAUCUAUGCCAUGUUCGUAACUUUUCUGCGAGUGCCUUCCUGCGAAUCGCGAUCGCCCAGAUCUUCCGUUUAAGAUAGAAUCGUAAACGUAAUCGGGUUUUCAGAUAUCUUCAAAAUAGAAUAGAACAAGUUGCAAAAUAAUAAAAAUAGAUUGGAAUCAGUUGUAUCAAAUAAUCGUAAAGUACGUUCUAAGUCAAUAAAAAUGUAGAUUUUUCUAAAACGCGCUUUGUUACAACAUAUUAUAUCGUACAACAUUAUAUAGCAUCAUAUUUAUUCAUCAUAUAUCAAAAACUUGCAUUUGCAUAUUAUUGCAUAUAAAAAAGAUACCAUAAAAAAAUCGCAUAUAAAAUGGAAAUUCCAGUUUCGCCGCAUUAAAUCAUCGGCCUUUCCUAUUUAGUAUAACGAUUAACAAUGUUGAGCAUGUAGGACAUUAUCAGAAUUACACUAAAUGCGGAUAUCGUUCGUCUGUUGCAAUCUUGACAGUGAUGCAACUUCCGGGUCGAUGAAUGUUAUCUAUUUGUCUAGCACAACCUAAUCAUAAUUAUCGCACUUAACUUGCUCCAGAAAUUAUCAAUUUUAAUUAAUCAGAUGACUCUUGCAGAUAACGUUUUCAGAUAAAAAAAAUAAAUCAUUGUAAUGGGUGAUAAAUCUAUUUUAAAUUUUUAAUCGGUCUCCCUUGUGCUUUUUUGACAAUACCCAGCACAAUGGUUACGCAUUAUUGCACCGUGUAAAAGAUAGCACACCGAACUCGUCCUCAUUUCUUUAUUCUUCUUCUUCUUUAUUCAUCAACGCGCGUCUACAUACGUCUGCCAUGUACGUCAGUAUCGAAGUAAUUGCUGGAUCGUUGGCGUUCUGAGCUGUUAGUGUUUCCAGGCGUGUCGUAAAGCUUUAAGAAGAACUCGAGGCGAAUCUAAUAAGCGCCAGCACGGCGACGAGCGGCUGGCACUAAAGCUCGGUCGCAACGCUCGAAUGAGUGGAGAACCAAGGGGGAGCUUAAAGCUCUCGUAAGUUAGGGCAAUCGAAUGUCGACUCAAACGAUGGUUCACCGUUCAUCCCUCUCGCGCGCUGCCCGUGGCAUCAUGAUUUGUGCUAAUGGCCUGAGCCUCGGAGCAUAUCCUCCAUGGACCGUUCACGAAAAUCGGAGGAUGACUCGCCGCCGCCGUGCAUCUUCCCGGGAUUUCCACGUCCACGAUGUCGCCAGCAAUCCGCCAUGAUCAGGAUGAAUCUGGGAUCGAUCCUAGUCCUGACGAUGCUGAGUGUGGCCGGCAUCUCGUCCUCCCACAUACCCGAAAAGUAUCCCAUAGAAGUGUAUCAUAUGUUACAAGCAAGAACGCAGUAUGGAAUUGAACGUGACAACAGGGUGAGAGGAACCUGGGGUACGUGGAGCUCCUGGAGCGAGUGCUCGAGAUCCUGCGGUACUGGUAUCCAGUCCCAAUCUCGAGAAUGUGUCCCUCUACGGAGACUUUUGAGGAGGCGAAGUAUUAUCUCGGAGAACGGCACGAGCAGCAUCAAGCCCAUUUGUAUCGGCAGGUACAAGCGCCAGCACACGUGUAAUACGCAGGAAUGCCCAAACUUCCCGGAAGACCUGCGGGCGGAACAGUGCGCCAAGUAUAACGGCAGGAACUACAAGGGCCGCAGUUACGUCUGGGUGCCCUUUGUAGACGCGCCAAACUCCUGCGCGCUCAAUUGCCGUGCAGUCGGCGAGCGUUUUUACGCAACGCUUGAACCGGCAGUAAUAGAUGGCACGCCCUGCGAUGCCCCGAAUCUUCUUCGUGGACGCGGCGCCGGCGGCGGGAUUUCGACGGAGCGCAAUGGCGAGCGGUGGCUGUGCGUCGCCGGACAAUGCAAGCCUGUAGGGUGCGACGGGGUGGUCGGUUCCGGAGCGAUGAUGGACGCCUGCGGCGUGUGCGGCGGCCAGGGUAGAGGAUGCAGAUUGUUCGAAGGCAUCUUCAUGGAACCGAUUCUGCCCAAGGGCCAUCAGCAGGUGAACACGAUUCCAAAGGGCGCCAUGUCGCUCAACAUCUCUGAGCUACGAUUCAGUAGCAAUUUUCUAGCGUUAAGAGACAGUAACGGCAGUUACAUCCUAAAUGGCCCGUGGUCUUACAGUCCCAGUGGCACUUAUAAAGCGGCUGGCACGACAUUAACAUAUCAGAGGGGCGAUAGGAACCGCAUGGAGUGCAUCGUGGCAAUCGGACCGCUGAACGAGUCUUUGCAUUUAGAGAUCUUAUCGGUGGAAUUAAAUCCAGGCGUCCUGUACAAGUACAUGCUACCCACGAAGGAAGUGCCCGACAGUAAAGCGGUGAUUGCACCGCCGCUGCUUGUCGCAGGAUCGAACGAUCGGGGCAACGAAAUACCUAGUCCAGAUAAUCACGUUACCGUGCGAGCGCCCGUCACAAGAAUAUCGGAUCGGCGGAGCGAUUUAUCUUCGACGCGUCGCGAUCGCGAUCCGCUGCGCAGACCGCACGACGGCGGACGGAAGGAAGAGAUGAAGCAUCCGCCGACCACGGUGAUGGCGGGCGAUCAGCCAAAGUCAAAGGCGACGAGGAAGAAGCGGAGGAGGAAGUUCGCUUGGAAAAUAGUCGGCUUCGCUGCGUGCACGAAGGAAUGCGGGGGAGGCGUACAGACGGCGAUCCUGAAGUGCAUUCGCGAGAUCAAUCAGACACCCGUCAACGAUAAACGCUGUCACAUCGUGGAGAAACCGAAGUUGCCGCCCCCGCUGCGUUGCAACGAUCAUCCUUGUGCCGCCAGGUGGAGGGCCGAGCCGUGGAGCGAGUGCUCGGUCACGUGCGGCGUCGGCGUCAGGACGCGGAAGCUCGAGUGCGUCCAGGAGUUGAACGCGCGGCUGACGAUGCACGUGGCUGCUGGCGCGUGUGUCCAACCGCCUGAUCUGAGCACCGUGGAAGCUUGCAACCUGCCGGCCUGUCCCAACGUGGCCCCCGAAUUGAGGCAUAUGCACUCGCAGCACGACAUGCCCAGGUGGGACGUGGGCGUUUGGGGCCCGUGCUCGGCGACAUGCGGUCGUGGAACCCGAAAUCGAACGGUGACUUGCAUAACGUCUGGGAAGUCCUGCUCGUUAGCCGACAAGCCAGAAUCUCAGAAAGCGUGCGAGGUAGCGGCUUGCGGUGCGACGUCGUCGGACAUGGGGCAUCACGCGCCCUGGCUCUACUCGGAAUGGUCUUCGAAGUGCUCAGCGGAAUGCGGGAACGGCGUGAGGAUCAGACGAGUGGCGUGCGCCGACGGUAGCGAGUUAUUCUGCAAUCCCAAAGAAAGGCCGGACACAGAAACGUAUUGCUUUAGACGAGGAACGAACUGCGACCGAGCCAAGUGGUUCGCCGGUCCAUGGACUUCCUGUUCCGUCUCGUGCGGCGUCGGCGUGCAGCAUCGCGAUAUCGCAUGUAUAGCCAGAACGGGUGACCAGUUUGUCGUAUUACCCGCGAGGAAUUGCAGCGAUCCGGAGCCAGCGAGCGAACAGGUCUGCCGAACGCCCGCGUGCUCGCCGGAAUGGUUCACCUCGAGCUGGUCAACGUGUUCCGCGACCUGUGGGGUCGGAGUGCAAACACGGCUCGUACGGUGCAUCCUCGAGGGCGUGAGUAGCACCAGCUGUCCAGAGAUUGGCAAACCGGACGCGGAGCAGCGAUGUAACGCGGAGCCGUGCGAGAAGGAGCCGACGACGGUGAGGGAAGUGGCGAGCAGGCCGCCGAAAAAGGUGCGCGAUGAGUCGUCCAAGUGCGUGGACAAGUAUUUAAAUUGCGCCUUGGUGAUCAAGAACGGCCUGUGUCGGCUGAAAUAUUACAGGGACUCGUGCUGCCAAUGCCGGCACUAGCUGAAUCAGCGAUCUCGCGAUCACGAUCACGAGCGACCGUGAUCAUGAACGAGUGCGAAACCGGCGCGACAUUCCGUCUCCGAGAGAGAGAGAGAGAGAUAUGGAUAUCGGAACGGGCGAAUCGUGCUUUGCGUGAGACUGCAUAAAAGCAAGAUCCAUGUAGUAUUUUAUUUAUAUACCACCAUGGAAUAUAUUUAUACAUUAUGGAAUCAGGUCGCGCGUGUCUGUCUUACGCGAUCGCGUCUUCUUUCGCCGACUGCAGCGGCAUGAUCCUCGUAGAGAGCGCGACGCGGACUCUCUUCGCGAGAAACUUUGUCGAUGCUUCGUCCCGAUCCUUCGGAUUUUCGAGCGAAGCGAGCGCCUGUGAAAGAAUAUCGAGACUGCUUUAAAGAUUUUAGGAAGGAACUAAGGUAGGAAAUAGGAAUUCUCUAAAUUAAGAAUGAGCCGUUCCCGAGAGGGAAUUCUUCCGCGAGAGAAUUCUCGCGUAUUGAGAAACUUAUCAGAUGUAUUGUAUAAUAUUAGGGAUUUGUUUGUGCGAUAAUUUAUAUCGACGCUGCACACGUGCGUGUUCACCUGUGGGUGCGCGCCGCGGGUCGUUUACAUCACGUCGCGUGCGCGUAUGACUCAAUAUCUGUGUUAUCUGCCGCGGACGGACAGACGCAGGGACGUAAUUUUAUCGAUUCAUACGCGUGCGUUCCUACGCAAACGCGGCCUACGCCGACUGGCCCUUUCACGCGUAGCAAUUUUAAUUUUCGUGCGUUCGUUAUUGGACGGUGCGUCCUCGCGAGAUCAUCUCAAUGACUCGCGUUUCUGAAAUAACGAGGGGAGAGAAAAGGCUCGCGUGUUCUAGAGACGUGUGUCGCGUAUUUCUUUACUAAAAAUAGAGCGCAUUAAAGUGGACAAUGGCGUAUGUUAAUGCUGGAAGCGUAACAGCCCUUAAACGAAUUAUUUUGAUUUAAUUUUUGCAACGAACGCGGGAGAAAGGAAUCGCAUACACGAUGUUUUUAAUGUGUUUUUAAUUUGCAUGCAUUUCGCAAGGCACGAUUGAGCAGUCCGAUUAAGAAGGCCAAGGGAUCGUAUUCUCGAAGGUAAGCACAGAAAGGCAGGAGAAAGAGAAAGAAAGAAAGACAGAGAGAGAGAGAAAGAGAGAGAGGAAUCUGACACAACAAGGCGCAAUUACGCUCCUGGAUAACGAGCUUCUCCUUGCAUGCAUAUUCGCGCAAAACCUGUACGCCCAUGGAAACCUCCGAGGCUGCUGCUGCUGCACCCGCCUCUACGCCGACCGCGUAAAAUGAAACGAGUUUUCAGCGGAACCCGUACUACGGAAUCGACGUGAAAGAGGCGGCAGCCCCGCUUACGUUAUUACACGGGGGGCCCGACGGAGAAACACGCGGCCCCGAUGAAAACUCGUGGUGGCUCGGCCGUUCCCAAAGAAAAAUAUUUUCCCACAGAAACGUGAUUGCCCCGUCCGUUGAAACGCGGAAUCUCGUCCGAUGACAAUUUAAUUGUGGAUUUAUCGCGCCGGACUGCAUACGGACGGCGCGGCGCGGGCGGUGCGAUCGAGGCGAGAAUAUUGUUUCUGUAAAUAAAUCCCGCGUAAAUAUAUAUAUAUAUACGCGGCUCGCUGUACAUACAAAUCGCGAGAUGAUGUAAUAAAGUAUCCCCCAGCGCUAGGGAAUCACGAUAGACAUUUUUUUCUUCACGAAGCGUGUGUGCUUUUCGUUUCCUUGUUAACGUUCGUCCGAGCUGAGAGUUCGUCGUAGAGAUUCGUGAUUCGAAAGUCGAUGAGCGAAUUAAUUAAUUGCUCGAUGAAAACGGCGACUUACGGAAAUCGCGCGGCGACGUAUUUAUUCCCCAGGAUCGUAAGUCGUAAGAAAAUUUUAUUUAUGGUAGUUUAUUACGGGAGGAUUCUAUUUAUUUAAUGUCUCGAAGUCUCCACGAAUCUGCGACUCUCGUUCUGCAUACGUAUACAUCGGCGCUAUCGAGAGCUUGUUCAUUAAGCAUGAUAAUAUAUAUACGUCAACGUAACAGAAGUAUACGCUUGUAUGUGUAGAAUAUAUAAAACCGUCGUUAGUUGGUAAAUAUAUGUAUUAUAGUGUAUUUCGGCGUCAAGAAAUAACAGUUGGAAUGGCUCUUCGAUCUCUGUAUUGCAAUCACGUAUUACUACAUCGAGCUCGUAUUUCAUUGCGCUGUUAGAACCGAUAUAUCGCAUGGAUUAAUCAAUUAAUUAAUCAUCAAACGGAUUCCUUCAUUCUGUCAGACAUAAAAAAUUAAGCAGCAUUCUGUAUCGCAUUGUACUACUCAGAGAACGUUCCACGUCUCGCUCAGAUUCUCUAUUUUUACAGCAAUUACAAAUUAUUUACACGCA
This is a messenger RNA of Ooceraea biroi (clonal raider ant), 7450 nucleotides long. Its product is annotated as thrombospondin type-1 domain-containing protein 4. The record is from RefSeq and is a predicted model, not a curated record. NCBI's taxonomy places the organism in Eukaryota, Metazoa, Arthropoda, Insecta, Hymenoptera, Formicidae.